AAGUUUCUCAAGUUCAGUUUGUUACUAUCUGAAACGGCCCAGUCUGAUGCAGUAUCAGUAGACGGUUACUCAUCCAACUACAAAACCAUUCGUUGGUUUUGGCCUGCAACUGAUAGGGAAAAAAGGUAGCUUCGCAACUAUUACUUCAUCAGAAAACAAGUAAUGUCAAGACAAAUGUCGAUGUCAUUCUGCGCUCGCCUAUAAAUUCGCCGAAGUUUCUUUCAUGAGAAACUACCUGCUCCGGAGCCGUCCUCAAUUUGGCGUCUACCUUGUAACGCGCAUUUUCGGGUCGAGGAGCUUGAGCAGGAAGUUAGAAAUGGCGCCCCCGAUUCUUUCACUGGCUCUGCCGACGGAGACUGGUCGAGUUCUCAGCAUUCAGUCGCAUACAGUUCAGGGGUACGUCGGCAAUAAGUCAGCUGUCUUUCCUCUUCAACUAUUGGGCUAUGAUGUAGAUCCAAUCAAUUCAGUACAGUUCUCAAAUCACACAGGAUAUCCUACUUUUAAGGGUCAAGUUUUGAAUGGAGAGCAACUAUGGACUUUAAUAGAAGGUCUUGAAGCUAAUGACUUAUUAUGCUAUACUCAUCUUUUGACAGGUUAUAUUGGUUCGGUCUCAUUUUUGAACAAUGUGUUAGAAGUUGUUAAUAAGCUUCGCUCUGUGAAUCCAAAUCUUACAUAUGUUUGUGAUCCAGUGAUGGGUGAUGAAGGAAAACUAUAUGUCCCUCAAGAGUUGGUAUCAGUUUAUCGUGAGAAGGUGAGCAAUCUAAUUGAACUUUAUCUCUUUGAACACUUAAAUCAGCUAUCUAACUUGGUCUAAGGUAGCUUAAGCAAAAUUGUCAUAUUGUAUUGUUAAGGGGCCUUUGACGCUUAAGUCAUGGAGCAAGCUAAUCCCUUGCUUUCUUUAUUUUUGGCCUUGUCAGCCUAUGGCUCAUUGAAGAGAACCUCUUAUAUUUAGAAUAUAAACUGUUGUUUACUUUAAUUGAUGGUGGGUGGAUGCUUUUAUUGGUAAUAAUGGUCUUAUUUAUAAGGGAGCAAAUUGUGGAAAUGUAUAUUAGUAAAGUAAUAAUACUAUGAAUUAUGCUAAUAUAUUUAGAAAUUGUUGAAUAUUUGAAUAAGGAAGAUUUGGUAUUACAUUACCCGAUUCUUCCAUAUUUCCUUCUUAAGUCAGUAGGAGACCUUCCAACAUUAGGAUCGAAAGUUUCUUCUGUUUUGCUUCUACUGUGUAUUAUGAUAUAAUUUUCUUUAUCCAAUGAGAAUAAUUUUUUGUGUAAAGUCUCCCAAAAUAUUACACUAAACAUUGUUAGGCCCUUAUUAUAACUCCAGCAUUCUUACAAGAUGUUUUAUCUUAUUCUAACUCAUAAGGCAUUAGUAAACCUAUCUUAUUAAAACUCCUGAAGUAUUUUCUACUUAUUUGUUGAUCGUCAUCCAAAAGAGUCCAUAUGAGGAUUGACCUCCCCUUUGUUGCUGCUAUGGGUCUGUGUUUUCCAAGAUGUAUCAGUUGGGGAGGAGCCCUCCCAAUGCACCCGAACUUUUUGCUGUUCAGUCUGCCUGCAGUAAUCCUAAAUAGCCCCUGGCAGAGUUAGGAGCUCUUUCUGAAUUGUUCAUAGUGAGAAUGGUUGCACCGAUGCAUCACCAUGAAAUCUUUUAAGGCAAGACACAUGGAAGACAAUGCAAGCGGGAGUGUUCUAGUAAGUCUAGGCAGUACGCCACCUCUUCAUUCGCUCCGUGAUUCCAAAAGCACCAUAGAAUCAUGGAGCGAGCUUUUGAUAAGGUUGUCGUGGCAAAGAGAGUUGUGAUAAGGUUGGAGAUGCAAGAACACCUUUGUCUCUUAGGUGACUUCGAUGAUGAGUCAUAUGCAAAUUUCAUAGUGGCUUGAGCUUGAAAGAGGUGAUCAUGAGAUCUUCGAUGAUUUGGUCUAGGUUACGAAGCUCAAUCUCCACAAUUUGGACUUUGGCUAAUCCAGUGCAGUAAGAUAACAAUUUUGGUGGGAACAUUUGAUAUGACCUUAAAAGGAGUUGUUCUCAAGGAGUUGUAACCUGUGUUAUUAGCAAUAUUCUUUCCAAGAGAGCCAGUCGGGUGUCAGGUUCCUUACACACAUACUCAACCAAGGAUUAUGGUUAAGAAUAGUAGAGUAGCAGUAGGGAGAAGAAGAAGAAGAGAAAUGAGAGAGAAAUGAGGGAGAAAAGAGAGGAAGAAGAGAGGAAGAGGGAAGAAAAGGAGAAAGACCGAUAAUUUUCUGGUAAUUGAAAUAAGUAAUUGCGUAAGUGUUUUGCAUUGUUAUGUUCUAGUGUUUUCUAUCCAUUAAUACUGAUUCUACUUCCCAAAUAAGACAAAUGACAGCAAGAAAAUAAA
Messenger RNA from Carica papaya (papaya), 2349 nucleotides. The record is from RefSeq and is a predicted model, not a curated record. Lineage: Eukaryota; Viridiplantae; Streptophyta; Magnoliopsida; Brassicales; Caricaceae.